CAGAGCGGAAGAGAAAAACAACACUCCCUUCCUGUGCAUUGGCGCAGUUAAAGCGAAGAGGGAGCGAGGAGUCGUUUGUGAGGCCGCGUUUGGGAGCACAUUCAGUGGAGUGUCAAGGAGAGGCGCCUCUGUCCCGGGGGGCACAGCAGCCUCACACGCCAGGCUCUGGUCAUCACAGCCUUCACCGUCUCCGCUCUCCCAGGAUGACACGGCAUGGCAAGAACUGCACGGCGGGCGCUGUGUACACUUACCAUGAGAAGAAGAAGGACACAGCGGCCUCGGGUUACGGGACCCAGAACAUCCGACUGAGCCGUGAUGCGGUGAAGGACUUCGACUGCUGCUGUCUCUCUCUGCAGCCCUGCCACGACCCUGUUGUCACCCCCGAUGGCUACCUGUACGAGCGUGAGGCCAUCCUGGAGUACAUUCUGCACCAGAAGAGAGAGAUUGCCCGGCAAAUGAAGGCCUACGAGAAGCAGCGCGGUGCGCGGCGCGAGGAGCAGAAGCAGUUGCAGCGGGCAGCAGCGCAGGACCAGGUGCGCGGCUUCCUGGAGAAGGAGACGGCCAUCGUGAGCCGCCCGCUCAACCCCUUCUCGGCCAAGGCAGCCACCAACCCAGGCACCGGCCCAGAUGACACCCAGCCUGGGCCCAGUGCAGGAGCCCCAGGCAAAGACAAGGACAAGGAGAAGGACAAGGCCCUGCCCAGCUUCUGGAUCCCAUCACUGACACCAGAGGCCAAAGCCACCAAGCUGGAGAAGCCUUCACGCACGGUCACUUGCCCCAUGUCUGGGAAGCCUCUGCGCAUGGCGGACCUGACCCCUGUGCGCUUUACGCCACUCGACGACUCGGUGGACCGCGUGGGGCUCAUCACACGCAGCGAGCGCUAUGUGUGCGCUGUGACCCGCGACAGCCUAAGCAACGCCACGCCGUGUGCCGUGCUGCGGCCCUCGGGGGCGGUGGUCACUCUUGAGUGUGUGGAGAAGCUGAUUCGCAAGGACAUGGUGGACCCCGUGAAUGGGGACAAGCUCACGGAGCGCGACAUAAUCGUGCUGCAGCGGGGUGGCACUGGCUUUGCUGGCUCUGGAGUGAAGCUGCAGGCCGAGAAGUCUCGGCCAGUGAUGCAGGCUUGAGAGGACACGGAAGUCAAAUAAACCGCUGCUGCCA
Molecule: messenger RNA, 1161 nt
Organism: Octodon degus (degu)
Lineage: Eukaryota; Metazoa; Chordata; Mammalia; Rodentia; Octodontidae
Gene: Nosip
Product: nitric oxide synthase interacting protein
Exons: 9
Coding region: 204-1127 (307 amino acids)
Cellular component (GO): nucleus
Molecular function (GO): ubiquitin protein ligase activity
Source: RefSeq, a predicted model, not a curated record